Phoenix dactylifera (date palm) is the source of this 1278-nucleotide messenger RNA. The record is from RefSeq and is a predicted model, not a curated record. Lineage: Eukaryota; Viridiplantae; Streptophyta; Magnoliopsida; Arecales; Arecaceae.
GCUUCCGGGAGUCUACGUCGGGAGAAGAAUAUUCACGCGGCGACUUUCGGAAGGCGGCACGUAGCGGAGCUCGCCGAGAUGGCUCUGGCCGACGGCGGCGACGGCGGCAGAGAGGUCCAUGUGGUGGAAGUGAACGACGAGGAGGAGGCGGCCGACGAGAUCUCCCCCCUUCUCGUGGUGGAGGCCGCAGACAAGCCCACCAAGAUGACCAUCUUCUCCGUCUCGUAUCCCAAGAAGCGUCCCCUAAAGGAGCCAACAUUAAGAGCAGCUGAGACAGACUCUGCUUUUCUUAGUCAGAUUAUUUUGUGGGUAUGGAAUGGGUCUAGAUACUCUGGUUUCUUAUGCAUGGCUUGUUCUUCAACCAUCUAUUACAUCAUGGAUGUUUUAGUGGACAUUUUUCAAGGACCGGACAUCCAAUCUCUGUACCAACAAAUUUAAGGAAUAUACUAGCAUUGAGAUCGCUAACUGGGUUUACCUCAUUGCUGAGCUUCAUCUAUAGUGUCCAAAAUCUACCUCUGUCAUAUGCAGUUUUGUUAAACUUUGCAACCCCGAUCAUAGCCUUAAUUGGAGCAAAGAUUGUGUUACGCGAGAAAUUGGCUCUUUCAGAUUUUGGAGGUGUAGGGUGCAGUUUCAUGGGUCUACUGUUCAUUUUCCAGCCUUUGCUUACUAAAGGAGGAGGUUCGACUGAAACUGGUCAGACAAGUGAUGCUCUCUUUUCUGAAGGAACUCAUAUUUAUCCGAUACUAGUUGGUAUCCUAUCAACAGUGUUGGGUGGAGUUAGCUACUGCCUCAUACGAGCUGGUGCCAAGGCAUCUGAUCAACCUGCGUAUACAGUUUUUUCAUUUGGGGUACUUGCUUGUCCUCUCUCAGCAGCAUGCACUUUUGCAUUUCAGGGAUUCGUACUACCUAAUCCAUUCACUUUUCUUCUAAUGGUCAUAUUAGGUGUCCUGGCAUUCUUUGCAGAGAUGUUUUUGGCACGUGGACUUCAGCUUGAAAAAAUUGGAAAAGCCACAAACAUUCUAUACAUAAAGGUAUUUCUGUCACAAGUGUGGAGCAUGACAUUCUUGGGUACAACUCGGUCAUUUAAUAUACUUAUAGGAUGUUUUCUUAUUUUAGCAUCAGUUUGUAGCACUAUAUAUCUUGGACCUGAGAAAGAAAAUGAAUGAUGCUUGUUUUGGAAAUCUAGGAAUCCAGUUACUCUUUUUGUAACUCACUGUUCUUUUCCAUAGUAAACUUCAGCUGCUUUUUAACUAAUCAAAAUCUUUAUGGCAUCUCAAA